AUGUUUGCAUUUAAAAUCAAGAUAAGGUCUUUUCUUGGUUUUGAAGAAAAGGAAGGUGACAAAUGUUCAAAUCAAAAAUCAAAUCAAACAGACUCGUUGCCAAAUGUGGUGGCAUCGAUUGACAAGUCUAAAUUGCAACCAAACCUGCCGCAAGAGCCCCAGCUGCCCCAUCAACUGUUAGUAGCAAGCGUCAACACAAUACCCCAACUGAUUCAAACUAAUAUUUUACCUAAAUGGCGUCACCAAUUCUUACCCCUACCAAGUUGGAAAGAGCGUAAGGAUAAUUCUGGAGUCAAUAAAAUACCGCAAUCAAGCUCGAAAAGCUCGAGGCUGGAGAUUUUACCAAACUUACAAAGCCUUAGUAAAGUACACCCAAAUGAAAAAAACUACAUUGUCAAAGCAAAAUUAUCAUUUCCCGUUCAUGACGUUUUUAUCCCAAUAUGGCCGGCAUGGACAUCCUCUACACGAACAAUACCUAAUUGUGAGCGAUACAUGAAUCAUAGUACUGUUGUGGGUAACACUAUAACAUUCAAAAUUGCAUUACUCUCCAACACAAACUAUCUUUUUCUCUAUCCCAAACUUCAACACCCGUAUUCCUCCCUUGUCUUGAAUCAACUUCAAUUGGACAUGAAGCCAUAUGUAAAAAAUAUGAACUUUAAUCAUGAUGCUGAUAUUCUUGUGUGCCAGUUUAAAGACGUAAGAAUGAUGUACAGCUUAUUGUGUUGCAAAAACAAGAUUUGGGGUUCAUUUUUUAUAACCACUGGAGGAGUUUCUGAAACAAACAAAGUUGAGCUUCAAAACAGUUGUGGAAACACGAAACACCCACAACUACAAAUAGUUUCAAACAAGAAGGCGUUAAAAAUGUUGAGGUGCUUUUUUUUGCAAAUGGUUCUUUAUAACCCUGACCCAUUGAACAUACAAUCGUUGCUUAGGAAGAUGAUGUUUAUCUACAAACCAAAGAAUCAAGAAAUACAAGCUAAAAGCAAAAAGAAAAGAAGGAUUACAAUGACAAAGAACAGAAAUAAAAACGGAACUGGAACUGGAACUGGAACUGGAACUGGAACUGAAAAUGAGAAUGAAAAUAAAAGUAAAAGUAAAACCGAGAGUAACAAUAAGUUACGAGAUAAGAAUUAUAUACGCUCGGUGCAAAAUUGCAAAGGACAAAAAGCUGCACAUAAAGAAGCCAAAAAGCGUUUGGUACAAGUUCAAAUUUACGGCAUUUCAUCAAUUAUACCUCCAGAUAUCCUCGUUACAUAUUUCAAAUCACUCGGUGAGCUUACCUCAUAUUCAUUUGCACCUGUUGGAAAGCGUACACGGUUCCAUGUCGUAAGUUUAAAAUAUUUUAUUUCCAAAGACAAAUCAGAAAUCACAAGUAAAAUCGACUCUAAUCUAGGUACUUGCUCGUAA
Lodderomyces elongisporus is the source of this 1407-nucleotide messenger RNA. RefSeq lists its product as uncharacterized. The coding region runs from base 1 to 1407 and encodes 468 amino acids. The record is from RefSeq and is a predicted model, not a curated record. The transcript has a single exon. NCBI's taxonomy places the organism in Eukaryota, Fungi, Ascomycota, Pichiomycetes, Serinales, Debaryomycetaceae.